Letharia lupina is the source of this 681-nucleotide messenger RNA. RefSeq lists its product as uncharacterized. NCBI's taxonomy places the organism in Eukaryota, Fungi, Ascomycota, Lecanoromycetes, Lecanorales, Parmeliaceae. The transcript is spliced from 2 exons. The coding region runs from base 1 to 681 and encodes 226 amino acids. The record is from RefSeq and is a predicted model, not a curated record.
AUGAACUUCUCGGAGCCAGGUUGCGCCACCACCACUACCACCACCAACGGCAGCACACCCCUCCAUCUCGCUCGCUCACUCUUCUCCGACAUGGCCUACCCCACGACAAUCUCGGAUUUCAUCAGCCAUCUAACCGCCAUCCACGACGCAGCCUACCUCCUUCUGCUCCCGCAAACAUGCCGCGCGGAGGUGGCAAUCCACCAAGCCGAGACGACGCGCAUAUCGACCGGACCCCUCGGAGAAGCCGUCUUGCAAGCAACGACCCUCUUCCUCCUCAACACCUGCCGCCGGGACCCGGCCGGCGACGAUGCGGCAACCACGCCGAUCCAGCACCGAGACAUGUACGAAGCGACCGGCUGCAUGCUGCUGGCCCUAGCCGCGGAGGAGUCGCGCUACCUGAGCAACCUGACGCUCCUACUGGCCGACAUGAAGCGAAAAUGGAAGGUCGACCUGAUCGAAACGGGCAGCUGGCACCGCACGGCCCGCACCAUGGGCAAAUCGGGCAUCGCAUCCGCCCAGGCGCUCUCCGACUUGGUCGCCGGCCGCGCCACUGCGCCAUACCACGGGAGAUACUUGACUGAGAUCGCGCAGCACUGGAGGAAAUGGGCGGGGGCGGGGGAGGCGAGGGUGUACGAGGAGGUGUGGAGUUAUGUCGCCGGACGGGCGUUGGUGCAGGAGUAA